UCCGCUCCGCACCGUUCCGCGCCGUGCCGCGCCGCGCGCUUCGUAUCCGCGCGAUGUCAGGCGUAUCCUCCGUUUAGUGUGAGACGACGGACGUCGAAGAUGCACGCUCGCGAGCUUCCUCCUGCACCUGCACCGCGCCGUUAGCACCGGGCCGCCGAGGGAAAGAAGAGCAUUGAAAACCGGCCGCCUUCAGUCAUGUGAUUCCACGAAGACUCGCACAAUUAGUAGAACACGGUUGUAAGUAUCUUGUUUUAAGCCUCGAGAACUCCUUAUCGUGAGUCCACACGCGGCGGACUGGGUGAUGAGCUCGUGGCACAAGUGGAAGACUGCCACCGUUGAAAGAUGUUUCGCUCCAAGAUUCGCAUUCACACGUGUCAAGUGAUACUGCUGACGUCAUUAGUAUGGUUCCUGGUCGAUGUCAUGGUGCUCAUGCUCUAUUCGGACUGCAUCGGAGGGUCUGGAUGGGGCUGCUCGGACAGCAAGCAACAACAGGCGCUCCAAUCCGAAGAGCCUCCUCAACUGCUUCCGAAAGCCCAGAUCAGAGAGCCGCAGGCAAUAAUACAGGACUAUAAUAAUAAAAGACAAUAUCUACAGUCGCAGCUGCACCUGUGGCGGCCAGCGAAAGUCAUCAAGGAGAAUAAAGGGAUGCCCGGCGAGAUGGGAGCGGCAGUGGCCAUCCCGCCGGAGAACGAUGCUAAACAACAGGAACUGUUCAAGCUAAAUCAGUUCAAUCUGAUGGCCAGCGAUAUGAUCUCCUUAAAUCGAUCCUUAAAAGAUAUCAGACUCGAAGGUUGUAAGAAUAAGAAAUACCCCAAGUAUCUUCCAGACACGAGUAUCGUGAUAGUUUUCCAUAACGAGGCAUGGACUACUCUACUGCGGACAGUCUGGUCCGUGAUAAAUAGAUCUCCUAGAUCGUUGCUGAAGGAAAUCAUCCUCGUGGACGACGCGAGUGAGCGUGAGCACCUAAAGCAAGAUUUGGAAGACUACGUAACUACGCUACCCGUGCCCACGUAUGUCUAUCGCACAGAAAAGAGGUCGGGUCUGAUAAGAGCGAGGCUGUUAGGGGCAAAGCAUGUCAAAGGACAAGUAAUCACGUUUCUAGAUGCGCACUGCGAGUGCACCGAGGGUUGGCUGGAGCCGCUAUUAUCAAGAAUUGCUAACGACAGGCAUACCGUUGUCUGUCCAAUCAUAGACGUAAUCAGCGACGACACCUUCGAAUAUAUCUCGGCCAGUGAUAUGACCUGGGGAGGUUUCAAUUGGAAGUUAAACUUCAGAUGGUACAGAGUUGCACAGAGAGAAAUGGACAGGAGGAAUAGCGACAGAACGGCACCGCUACGAACACCGACUAUGGCCGGUGGAUUGUUUUCUAUUGAUAAAGAAUACUUCUACGAGUUGGGUGCGUACGACGAAGGCAUGGACAUCUGGGGUGGUGAAAAUCUUGAAAUGAGCUUCCGGGUAUGGCAAUGUGGCGGAACAUUAGAAAUCAGUCCGUGUUCACAUGUGGGACAUGUAUUCCGGGACAAGAGUCCAUAUACAUUCCCUGGUGGUGUCAGCAAGAUAGUCCUGCACAAUGCGGCUAGGGUAGCCGAGGUCUGGAUGGAUGAGUGGAGAGAUUUUUACUAUGCCAUGAAUCCAGGAGCGCGAAACGUCGAUGUCGGUGAUGUUUCCGAGCGGAUAAAACUCAGAGAACGAUUGAAAUGUAAAAGCUUCAGAUGGUACUUGGAGAAUAUAUAUCCAGAAUCACCGAUGCCGCUAGAUUAUUACUAUCUCGGUGAUGUGAAAAAUAUUGAAACGCAAACUUGUUUGGAUACUAUGGGCAGAAGAACCGGAGAAAACGUCGGAAUUAGUUAUUGUCACGGAUUAGGUGGCAAUCAGGUAUUUGCUUACACUAAGCGACAACAGAUAAUGUCUGACGAUAUGUGCCUUGAUGCAGCUAAUCCACAAGGUCCAGUAAAGAUCGUACGAUGUCAUGGCAUGGGUGGUAAUCAAGCAUGGGUUUACAGUGAUGAGACCAAAAUGAUUAAGCACACAAACACGGGUUACUGUUUAUCAAAACCCCACUCAGGCGAUGCAGCACAACCUGUCUUGGCGCAGUGCGAUGUCAACAACAUCGGUCAAAGAUGGAUUAUGCGUAGCAAAUUUAAGUGGCAGGCCAGCUAAUACGAAUCAACUUUAAAUGCCAGAUCUAUAUGCAAUACUUGUUAAUAUGUUUAAUAAAUGGUAACCGAUGGACUGAUCGCAUAGGAUCUUCCCAAGAGUGUGUGUACGAGAAAAGAGAAUGAAGUAUUAUAACCAGUGGCGAAGAAACGAUUCAAUAUUACAUCUAAUGUGUACGUCAAAUAAAUUGAUAGUGCGCGAGGAAUCGAUUCUCGUCAGAAUCACAUCAGAAAUUGUAGUUAAAAAUAAUUAGAUUCUACAAGAUUUAUUUAUCAUUGAUGAAGCAGUAUCGAGAAUUUACUGCCAUUCUUUGUGGUACGGUCCUUACGAUACGCCUUGCAAUGCACAA
Molecule: messenger RNA, 2506 nt
Organism: Cyphomyrmex costatus
Lineage: Eukaryota; Metazoa; Arthropoda; Insecta; Hymenoptera; Formicidae
Gene: Pgant5
Product: polypeptide N-acetylgalactosaminyltransferase 5
Exons: 8
Coding region: 343-2160 (605 amino acids)
Biological process (GO): protein O-linked glycosylation
Cellular component (GO): Golgi apparatus
Molecular function (GO): polypeptide N-acetylgalactosaminyltransferase activity
Source: RefSeq, a predicted model, not a curated record